AUGGAGAAAAACGACAUCGGCGUUUUGAUAGGAACAGUUAUCUCCCUGAUCCUCCUCAUUUGCGGAGUCUCUAUUCAUAGGUGGCCAUGUGGUCUUGUGAAGGUUGGUGUGUUCAGCGGCUGCCUCAUAAACCACGAUGAUAAAUACCUGGUCAUCGGCAUCCUCCUUAUCAUUGCCAUCAUUCUGAUUGCCUUUGAGCUUAUUGCUGUCAUCCUUGAUCUGACAAUUGGCGACGCCUGGACGGGAAUUACAGCACUCGUAUGUGCCUGUAUUGGAGCUGUGCUAGCUCUAGCCGCCAUGCUUUACUACUACAUUGAGAUUAAUUCGUCGAUUUCGCCUAUUCUGUCGACUAUCGGCAUGGCUUUUGCUGUGGCCGUAGCCAUAUUUAUGGUGAUGCAGAAAAUAUCCUGUUAA
Molecule: messenger RNA, 414 nt
Organism: Dibothriocephalus latus
Lineage: Eukaryota; Metazoa; Platyhelminthes; Cestoda; Diphyllobothriidea; Diphyllobothriidae
Source: the annotation of a GenBank genome assembly